AUGAUGGGUGCGAUGAAGGCCGCUCUGGGAGAUGCGGUGGUGACGUUUAUGUGGGUUUUCUGCGCAUCGACGCUGGGACUGAUGACGAGUCUGAUCGCAAAUGCAAUCGGGGUUCAAGCCUCCCACCUCUUCUGGGCUUCUUUCGGCAUCACCACUGCCCUCGUCUUCCUCCUCGUCCUCAUCUUCAACUUCAUCGGAGACGCCUUGGGUGGUGACAGCUUCAACCCCACCGGCACUGCCUCUUUCUACGCCGCUGGUGUUGGUGCCGACACCCUCUUCUCCAUGGCCCUCCGCUUCCCUGCUCAGACUCUGGGUGCUGUGGGUGGCGCUCUGGCCAUCAAGGAAGUCAUUCCCGCUCAGUACAAGCACUUGAUUGGAGGCCCUUCUCUCAAAGUUGACUUACACACCGGAGCUAUUGCCGAGGGGGUCUUGACUUUCCUCAUCACCUUCAUUGUGCUUGUCAUCAUCCUCAGGGGUCCUCGUAGCUCACUGAUCAAGACAUUGCUUCUUGUUGUGGUCACUGUCGUUUUGGUUGUUGCUGGUUCUGUCUAUACUGGCCCUUCAAUGAAUCCUGCUAAUGCAUUUGGUUGGGCAUAUGUAGACAAUCGACACAACACAUGGGAGCAGUUUUAUGUUUAUUGGAUUUGCCCCUUCAUAUGA
Molecule: messenger RNA, 660 nt
Organism: Argentina anserina (silverweed cinquefoil)
Lineage: Eukaryota; Viridiplantae; Streptophyta; Magnoliopsida; Rosales; Rosaceae
Product: aquaporin SIP1-2
Exons: 3
Coding region: 1-660 (219 amino acids)
Biological process (GO): transmembrane transport
Cellular component (GO): membrane
Molecular function (GO): water channel activity
Source: RefSeq, a predicted model, not a curated record